UCUUUUACUUCUUCUCCGCUAACAUCUGCUUUUAGUUUUAGGCACCAAAUAAAAUAAAAAAUUUAUUAAAUUAGAAAUAUGAAUAAUUUAACACGUUUAUUAAGCAAAUGUGUUAUUAAUAAUCAACUUCAAACAUUAAAGCCAAGUGUAGCAGCGAUUCAGCUUCGAUAUAAAUGCAAAGAAGUUGUAAAGCCGAAGCCUGGUAAUAGUGUACAAUACCGACGUAUUGUGCAUUAUAAAGAUGAAUACACCGUAGAACCUUUAAAAAUAACGCAUUUAGCUGGUAGAGAUCCUGUAUCAGGGCGAGUUGUAGCUAAAGGUAUAGGAGGCGGUGAGAAGCAUAACUAUCAUUGGGUAAAAUGGGUGCGUGACGGCCCCACAGAAGGUCCACCGCGAUCUGAACGUGUUGUGGAAAUUAUUGAUGAUGGUUGCCGUACUGCAAAAUUGGCACUAGUUGGAGUUGGAGACGAAUUGAAGUAUAUAAUUGCAACUGAAAAUAUGAAAGCUGGUGAUAUAAUAAAAACAUCACGUUUUAUACCAAGAAUCCCAGUGCGACCAAAUGAAGGAGAUGCUUAUCCACUUGGUGCUCUGCCAUUGGGCACACGCAUACAUUGUCUAGAAAAGAAUCCAGGGCAUCCUAUGCAUUGGAUAUUGGCUGCAGGCACAUAUGGCACUAUUUUGCGCAAAUUUGAAGAUAAAGUUGUGGUUCAGUUGCCCUCCAAACGAGAGUUUGCAUUUGACAGAACGUGCAUGGCCACUGUUGGGCGAGUGUCAAAUGUUGAAUUUAAUAAAGAGCACAUUGGCAGCCCGCAACGUCUCCGCCAGUUGGGUUAUCGUCCCCGAUCAGGUCUAUGGCAACGUAAAACUGGUAAACAUGGUCGUAAAAUACGACCGCUGCCGCCUAUGUCAAAGGCUCCCCCACCACCGAAAAAGCCUGAACAAACUAUUAAAUUAACACUUCAACUUUAAAAAUGAUAAAUCGUUAAAAUUAUUUUAAAAAUGGUUUAAUAAAUAAU
This is a messenger RNA of Teleopsis dalmanni, 1016 nucleotides long. RefSeq names its product 39S ribosomal protein L2, mitochondrial-like. Gene Ontology annotation, molecular function: RNA binding; structural constituent of ribosome. The record is from RefSeq and is a predicted model, not a curated record. Lineage: Eukaryota; Metazoa; Arthropoda; Insecta; Diptera; Diopsidae. The coding region runs from base 79 to 969 and encodes 296 amino acids. Gene Ontology annotation, biological process: cytoplasmic translation. The transcript has 3 exons. Gene Ontology annotation, cellular component: ribosome.